Talaromyces stipitatus ATCC 10500 is the source of this 1014-nucleotide messenger RNA. RefSeq lists its product as uncharacterized. The transcript has 7 exons. Lineage: Eukaryota; Fungi; Ascomycota; Eurotiomycetes; Eurotiales; Trichocomaceae. The coding region runs from base 1 to 1014 and encodes 337 amino acids. The record is from RefSeq and is a predicted model, not a curated record.
AUGUAUUCGCCUACAACACCUCUGGGAAGACAAACCGGAUAUCAGAUUCUGAUGGGUAUCGGGUACGGCUACACACAGCAAAUGAGACAAGCCGCAUUGUCGUCAAUCUGUGCCGCAGACGAAAACUACGAUGUGAUUGCUGCAUAUCGUGCGAGAACUGCUCUCGAAGGCGUCUGGGGUUAUCAUGCUCAUUUCAGCAUAUUCGUGCCACUGCUUGAACCAGGGCCAGGCACAGCAAUGGCAUCCUCGUCGGAUGGUGGAGAUUCCUCUGCUGUCUUAGAGACCAUUCAAGAUAAAGUCAAUCAGCUCGAGUCUCCGAUUAUAGCAUUUAUGGGUCAGAGUAAUGUCUCGAUAACUGCAACCCGCUACAGAAGAAAGAAAGACCAGGACGGAGAAAAUUGCUGCUGUGGCCGAGAGUCCCGUAGAAUUGCCUCCUCUAAUUCAUUGGGAAGCAUGCAUACCGACAAUAAGAGAAUGACUUAUUCAGAAGCGGCCCAUUGGCCGACAAUCCUUGAAGGGAAGAGAUUCACGCAAGAUCCGGGGUUACUAUUGGGACCUUGCGGGCAUGCAACCAAGCCGGAAAUCCUUGCCGCCAUUCCUUCGCGGACUGUGGUGAAUCGACUGAUUUUUCAAUACCUUCAGAGACUGUCGAUUAUCCAAGGUGCCGGUACCUUGAACGGUCGUUAUCUUUGCAGGACAGAUCCGACAGUCAACCUUUCAUUCAAGCAUUUCGGGAAAAGAUCGUUCAACGCUUACGGCUGGGAAAAUCCAUCGAUGCCCUCCCUACACAGUCAAAACGUUACUACAUUGUCUCCUUCUGGAUUUGGACUGCCGAGGAUGAUCCACGCAUUUCAGUUUGAUACUGCUGAACCGCGAAAUCUGGUAGACUCGUACUUUGAUACCAACAUAAAGGACCUGCCCGCUGCGCGACCCGAUACUGAACAAACCACAGUUCAAUAUUUAGUCACUAAAACCCGUCUAAAAGCCAUGUACUUUGUGAAACGACUGAAUUGA